UGCACUGGUGAGCCAACCACUGAUGUUUCCAGCUGCCCUCCCAGCAUCGCUGAGGGGUUAGGAAAGAAGUAUUUUUAGCAUCAGCACAAGAGACCCAAGUGUCCAGGCACAAGAGCUGGGCUUCAGUUUCAACUUGGCCACUCAUGUAUUUACCUGAGCAAAUCAGGGCCCCUCUUAGGACAUCUGAGCAUAAUAAUCCUUGUCGUUCUUAUCUGGGUUAUUGCAAAAGGCUAGUAAGAUAGUAACUUGAUUAGAAGUAAUGUAUAUACAACAGAUGGUGUUAUCUACAUGUUGCAAAGAUGAAAGAUGAAAGCUCAGACACAGGGACCAUGUGUCUGAUCCACUAUCCACUGCGAUCCUAGAGCUGGAACAAGCCUCGAGGACUAGACAGACUGGACCUCUGUCUUUGCAUCCCAUGUGAAGAUGGAUAUCUUCACAGUCUUUAAAGCAGCCGCUGAACCAAGGUUCCUCGUAUACCAAGCUGCUUCCUACCUCCUUACCUUUGCUCCUGCCGUUUCCUCUGCCUGGGACAUCCUUCUUCCCUGGCCAGUCUCCACUCUCAAGACUCAACUCAGGCUCUCCUGAGCCUUCAGGCACUCCUCUAGAAAUGCUUCUCCGACAGCCACAGCCCCCACCAGCUCAAGUGCACUAGACUCAGUACAGCGAAUGGUUAAGAGCCAGCGUGCUUCACCAGCCACUAACUCUGAGACCUAGGGCAAGUUUCUUAUCUUCUCCAAGCCUCUGUUACCUCAUUGAUAAAAUGAAGGUAAUAAUAGUACCAACCUUAGAGUUGUUACGAGCAUUAAUACAUGUAAAGCAACUUAAGGUGCAUAAAGCGAGUUCAUGCUGAAAAGUACUGAGAAGAGCACCAGCACAUGAGAAGCAUGUUUCCGCCGCUGCUAUUGUCAUUAUUAUUAUUGGAUCAGAAGCUCCCCCAGGGCAGAGACCCUGCUUUAUCAGUCUGUCUUCAUAACACCAGGGCCAGGCCUAAUAUCUGAGAGCUGGGACUCCAGUAACUCAUGGCUGACCAUGCCCCUCAGCUCCACUGCGAGGAUUCAGGAGGUGAUGAUUUCCUCAUCCCAGCCUUGAUAUGUCUUCAUGUCAUCAUUGAGACUGUGCUGGCCUUUUGUGGCAUGUCUGAGGCCUGAGUCACUUCUGUGCCAUGAUUCAGCCAAUACGCAUGUCCUUCCGCAGGUCAGGCCAAGUUGUAUUGAGAAAAGAGCAUUGGAUGGAAAGACAGGAGACGUGGUGUCUGCUGCUCAUUGACUCUGAGGCCAGUUUGUGCCUCUCUAGAAAGGAGCUUGCUCUGGCAGUUUUCUGUGAAUUCUGUUGCCCUCCCUGGUCCUUCUGUUUAUCCGUGUCCUUCUUCCCUGAAGCCUAGAAAGGUUGUAAACUCUUAACUUCCUCUGCAAGUGAAGAAAGGCCCAUGGCUCCAACCCUCAAAAGACUUAAAAUCUGGUUAGAGUGGUAAGAAAAGUAUCCUCAUAUUCAAUUGUUCAUGAAAUAUUUGAUGAAGCCACCUCUGUAUCAGGCCUGUGCUUGUCACAGGAAAGGUAGCAAGAGAAGGAGAGUCCAGGUACUGUCUUCACAGAGUUCACAGGCCAAGGAGGGCACGGACCUGGAGCCAUAAUAAAGAUAAUCUAGGUACUUUUAACCAGUACUUCUCAAAUUGGGUGGGAAUAUUUCAGGAGUCACCUGGGGAGUGUUUUCCUCCUCAGCUGAUAACUGCUGCUUUAGGCAAAAAAGUCACUUUGGUCUAGAUUAGUAGGUACAGGAAGCAGGCCUUUGAAGCCUUUGAGGCCAGAGGUUGAAGCUUCUCUCCUGGCUCUGGGAUCAGCCCCAAUGCAGGCCCCUGCCCCCAGGAGCCUCUGUGUCUGCUGUCUUCUUCCCAUCCAUAUUCCUUUCAGGAGGGUCAAUGCAGCACAAUGCCAGCUCUGCCCCUGGACCAACUCCAGAUCACCCACAAGGACCUGAAGACAGGGAAGCUGAGGACUUCACCAGCGCUGGUUGUCUUCGACGAGACUCUGCAGAAGUGCCUGGACUCCUACCUGCACUAUGUCCCCCGAAAGUUCGACAAUUGGGUGGCCCCGGCCCCUGAGGUCGUUGACAUGGAGAAGCGCCUCCACCGAAGUGUUUUUCUCACCUUCCUUCGCAUGUCCACUCACAAGGAAUCCAAAGAUCACUUCAUUUCCCCCUCUGCUUUUGGAGAAAUCCUCUACAACAACUUCCUGUUUGACAUCCCAAAGAUCCUGGACCUCUGCGUGCUCUUUGGAAAAGGCAACUCCCCGCUGCUGCAGAAGAUGAUAGGAAACAUCUUUCUCCAACAGCCAAGUUACUAUAAUGACCUGGAUGAAACCAUGCCCACCAUCCUUCAGGUCUUCAGCAAUAUCCUCCAGCAUUGUGGUUUGCAAGGGGACGGGGCCUGCGCCACACCCCAGAAGCUUGAGGAGAGGGGCCGGCUGACCCCCAGCGACAUGCCUCUCCUGGAAUUAAAGGACAUCGUUCUCUACCUUUGUGAUACCUGCACCACACUCUGGGCCUUUCUGGAUAUCUUCCCUUUGGCUUGCCCAACCUUCCAGAAACACGACUUCUGUUACAGGCUAGCUUCCUUUUACGAAAUAGCAAUUUCCGAACUGGAGUCUGCAAUUAAGAAGAGGAGGCUUGAAGAUAGCAAGCUGCUAGGUGACCUGUGGCAGAGGCUCUCCCAUUCCAGGAAGAAGCUACUGGAGAUUUUUCACAUCCUCCUGAACCAGAUCUGCCUUCUCCCAGUCCUAGAAAGCAGCUGUGACAACAUUCAGGGCUUCAUCGAAGAGUUCCUUCAGAUCUUCAGCUCCUUGCUGCAGGAAAAGAGGUUUCUCCGGGACUAUGAUGCGCUCUUCCCCGUGGCCGAUGACAUCAGCCUGUUGCAGCAGGCCUCGUCAGCCUUGGACGAGACUCGGACCGCCUACAUCCUCCAGGCAGUUGAGAGUGCAUGGGAAGGGGUGGACCGAAGGAAAGCCACCAAUGCCAAAGACCCACCGGUGGUUGAGAAUCCUAACGGGGUCGUGGUGGCGGCGGAGGCGGUCAGCAGACCGUCAUCGCUUCCCCAGAACUCGGAGGAAGAGGAGUGCUUGGGGGCAGCGGCUGCUCCAGGCCCCACGGUGUGUGGCGUGGAACUGGACUCACUCAUCUCCCAAGUGAAGGACCUGCUGCCAGACCUUGGCGAGGGCUUCAUCCUGGCCUGCCUGGAGCACUACAGCUAUGACCCGGAGCAGGUGAUCAACAACAUCCUGGAGGGGCGGCUGGCCCCUGCCCUCAGCCAGCUGGACCGCGGCCUAGACAGACAGGUGAAGCCAGACCUGACUCCCCUGCUGGCAUCUCGUCACAACAUCUUCCAGAAUGAUGAGUUUGACGUGUUCAGCAGGGACUCAGUGGACCUGAGCCGGGUACACAAGGGCAGGAGGAAGGAGGAGAGUGCGCGGAGCCUGCUGAACGACAAGCGGGAGGUGGUAGCGCAGCGGCGGCGCUACGAGCAGUACAGCGUGGUGGCAGAGGAGGUGCCAGUGCAGCCAGGGGAGGACUCGCCUUACCGCAGUGACGACUACGAGGAUGAGUAUGAUGACACAUAUGAUGGCAACCAGGUGGGCGCCAACGACGCAGACUCUGAUGAUGAGCUCAUCAGCCGCAGGCCCUUCACCAUCCCUCAGGUGCUGAGAACCAAAGUGCCCAGAGAAGGGCAGGAGGACGAGGAGGAGGAGGAGGAGGAGGCUGAGGACGAGGCCCCCAAGCCUGACCAUUUUGUGCAGGACCCUGCAGUGCUGCGGGAAAAAGCAGAAGCCAGGCGCAUGGCCUUCCUGGCCAGGAAGGGGUACCGGCAUGACAGCUCGAUGGCAGUGGCUGGCAGCCCCCGGGGCCACGGGCAGAGCCGAGAGACAACACAGGAACGCAGGAAGAAGGAAUCCAGCAAGGCCACACGAGCCAACCACAACCGGAGAACCAUGACUGACCGCAAAAGAAGCAAAGGCAUGAUUCCAUCCUGAGGCCGCUGCAACAGGGCCAGCUGGACCUGCCAGGCUGAGGUACCAUAGCCUGGGGCCUCCUCGCCAGUUGGCCCCCUGCCAGGCCCCAAGUUCAAGUCCACCCCUCGACAGCCUCAGCUUCGCAGCCCCUGAGAAGGCUGCCUCGUUGUCUGCCAGCCAGCCAUGAGCGCCAUCCUGCAGAACACACAGUGCCUUAUCCACAGCAGAGGAACUGAGCGGCCAGCGCACAGGUGCAAGGGACGGGGUUGGAGCCCCAAGGCCAGCCCCCAAACCUCGUGCAGCCGGAUACCAUGUCCCUUUCUCCCUGGACAGCAGGAAACCUGUGUAUUCAAAAACAAAAAAAAAAACACAAAAAAAGCCCUGUGAAUAAAGUUUUGACCCUUUCAAGAAAUGAUCCAUGCCGGGCCUGUGACCCACUCCCCCUGUGUCCCAGUGCUUCGAUGACAGCCACCGUCAGGAGAGGAAGGCGGCAGGGCGGUGCUCUUUUCAUCAGCCUUUCAUGUUUGCCUCUUAUUUUCACCCCUCCUGAUCUCGCUCUGCUUCACUGUGUGGCCCAGAGAACAUCACUCCCUUCUCUGAGCCUCCGGUCCCUGCCUGCAGAAGCAGGGGCUGAGUGUGUGAGGCCCUGCAGUCCUUUCUGUGAGCUCGUUCAGUCCCCAUGACUGCCACCCUAGGAGGUAGGUAGGUACGAUUUUCAGCCCCAUAGUACAGAUGAAGGAGGCCAGGCACUGAGAACAGCAGGUGGCUGUCCGCCCACAGCUAGGAGGUGGGAGAACAGGGAUUGGACACCCAGUCUGACCCCUGGCCUUUUCAGGGUCCUGGGCCCCCACGGGUGGUGUCAUCUCCAUCUCAUAGCUGCCCAAGGAUGGUUGGCCAGUGGCCGAGCCAAAACCAGAACUCAGUGCCUCCUGGUUGCACAGACGUUCCAUUAAAUCCUCCAAAAUCAAGGGGUCGGAGACAGGAAGAAACAAGUGACGAUGUCACUACCAAGUCCUGUUGAAGCGAGUGGGACUUGGGCCUUGUUCCUCAAAGCCCCCUCCCAGGCAUGGCCAACCAGCUCCUAGCAUGGCCGCAGCUGCCAGACGUCCCGAUUCUUGGGCCACCCAGAAUGUGGCUGAUCGGUGGCGGAUCAGCAGCAGGGCAUUUGCUGGGCUGACCCCCCGCCAGCCUGGCCCGGAGUCCAUCACUGGAAGCCAGGGCCCCUGCCCAGCUGGACCUUGACAAAUCACCCUAGAUGCUAGUGCAAUUUAUUUGCACGUGGUUAGGAUGAGCGUCUGAAGCAGCAAGGCAGACAGGCACUUGAUGAAUUGGUUUUGUUAGGUCAGCCUGCACAAGUGGAAAUCAAUAGCAAUUCCUCUGUCACGCCAGUUCUCUCGGUGUGUUUGAGAUGCAGAGUAGAUAUGGGGGUGGUGUCCUCCCCUCGCGCUGUCAAAUUAGCUGAGAUCAGGCCCAGGGACAGCCGUCUUGACAGGCAGCAGGAAGACUCUGUUUCCUCCUGGAGGCAUUUGCCAGGGACCCAGCUCAGUGGCAGGCCCAUUUUUUUUCUCUCUCUGAGCUGCUCAAGCCCAGCCCUUGGCCCUGGAGCGAAGUAAGGUGGGUUGCGGGGGACUCCUUCGCUUUACCUGCCUUACCUGUUACUGUUUAUACAGCCCCUCACACCUUCACUUGUCAUCUGUACCUCCUGACCACCUGGAGUUCAGGCUUCACGUUAGCGUCCUGGUUUAAACGAUUUGAGAAGACGGGGGAUUUUUGAAAAUUUCCAGAAUGUAGUGCCAGGUCCAACUUAAUCUCCCUUGAAGAAUCACCUCAAGGUGAUUUUCUAUUUCAGAUCAUGAGGGCAUCCUUUCGGGCUUGCUUUGGAAACAGCUCAGGGGUCAUCCAGAAUAGUGCUGGCAGACGUACCCCUUCACCUCUUCGGGCCUCGGUUUUCCUACAUAUAAAGUGGGUACAUUGGACCAGAUGAAUGGUUUCCAUUUGGUGCCAAUUAGAUCCACCGAGGAGGCCCCAGGGUUUAAGAUGGGCAGCACUAUAAGUGAAGUGGGGUGGAGGCUCUGAACCCUGCCCACUCACUCACUGGGCCCUACCACCCCCAUGACUGCUCCUAAGCAGGAAUUUUCUAAGUGCCUUCUCUGUACCCUGGCAGAGAACAUGACUAUCACAGGCAUUUCCCAGGAAGCUUUUAAGACCUGUGCCUCCAAGAGGACUUAAGAUUUGAGUGUCUUCGUCUCCAGUCCAUGAUUGGCAAUGACGGUGGACAUGUCAGUUUGAACAGUGCACCUAUGCCUCUGUGAGGUGGGUGGGCGGAGCCAUUCAAAGGGGCCCCGGCAGCCCAGGGAGGGCAAGUAACAUGCCCGGAGCCCAUGGAUACAGAUCCUUUCUGAGUGGCCCUCUGAGAUGGCUAGGUGCAGUUUGGAAGAGUAAAUACUUGGCAAGAAACUGCCUGUCCCAGCCACACCAGAAGCUUGGGUUAAAUAAUACAGGGAGAGAAACAAACAAACAAAAAUAAAAGUUAAACCCACCAAAAAUGCAGGGGGGUGUUGUGUAGCCCUUUAACAUGAUGUCAAUGAAUACUUGGUAGCAACAUGAGAAACUAAAUAUUCAAGAAUUUUUUUUUUAAUUUAAGAAUACAUGUGAAAGCAGAAUCCAUGGUAAUGCACCAUGAUUGUGAAAAUGUUAGAAAAAAAUUUUUUUUGCAUUUUUCCAAGUCUGGAAGGGAUUGUGUGUAACUGAAAAUGAUGAUAAGAGCAUGGACGACAAUGGUGGUGAGACCACAAUUAUUUGUAAUUAGAAUAAAAAGCACUUAACUGUGGCCA
This is a messenger RNA of Aethalodelphis obliquidens (Pacific white-sided dolphin), 6832 nucleotides long. RefSeq names its product activating signal cointegrator 1 complex subunit 2 (gene ASCC2). Bases 1926 to 4019 code for a protein of 697 amino acids. The transcript is spliced from 18 exons. Lineage: Eukaryota; Metazoa; Chordata; Mammalia; Artiodactyla; Delphinidae. Gene Ontology annotation, molecular function: ubiquitin binding. Gene Ontology annotation, biological process: regulation of DNA-templated transcription. The record is from RefSeq and is a predicted model, not a curated record.